Molecule: messenger RNA, 957 nt
Organism: Zingiber officinale
Lineage: Eukaryota; Viridiplantae; Streptophyta; Magnoliopsida; Zingiberales; Zingiberaceae
Product: membrin-11-like
Exons: 4
Coding region: 86-808 (240 amino acids)
Biological process (GO): vesicle-mediated transport; vesicle fusion
Cellular component (GO): ER to Golgi transport vesicle membrane; late endosome membrane; Golgi apparatus
Molecular function (GO): SNAP receptor activity; SNARE binding
Source: RefSeq, a predicted model, not a curated record
AACCGAAACCAUAUUCGAUGAAUGAGACUCGCGCUUCCUCGUUUCCGAUCUCUGCUUCUCUCGCGACCGACGAGGAUCUCCUCCGAUGGAAGCCGGCGGCGGGGCAACACUGUCGGAGAUCUACCAGAGCGCGCAGAGGUUGCUCCUCCGCGCGACCGGUGGGCUAGAGCGCCUGGAGCGGGAGCGGCUUGAUUCCUCAUCCUCCGCUACCUCCUUCUCUUAUGCCUCCUCGUCGUCGAUGCCCUCGAUCGAGGAUCCGGAGGAUCUUGCGUCGGAGAUCAAGAGGGAUAUCACCCAGAUCCGUUCCCUCUGCGCCGAGAUGGAUCGCCUCUGGCGCUCGAUUCCUGCCAGAGGCCAGCGCGAUCUCUGGAGGAGAAAAGUAGAACAGGUAGCAGAAAAGGUGGAUUCACUGAAAGAAAGUCUUGACAAGCACCUGUUUCGUCAACAAAAACGCAUGCUGGAAGUCAAGGAGCGGGCAGAUUUGCUGGCAAGAGCUAAUGGGGACUCUGCGCAUGUUCUGAGAAUAUUUGACGAGGAAGCACAGGCAAUGGAAUCUGCUCGAAACUCGUCAAAAAUGCUGGAAGAAGCUUAUGCCACCGGAGUUGCUGUACUGUCCAAGUAUUCUGAGCAGAGGGAUCGUUUGAAGAGAGCACAAAAGAAAGCCCUAGACAUCCUGAACACCGUAGGGCUAUCCAAUACCGUGCUGAAGCUGAUAGAGAGACGGCACCGAGUCGACAAACGGAUUGCUUACACCGGCAUGGUAUUGACCAUCGUCGUGGUUCUUGCAUUCAUGUGGUGGAUUCACUGACGGAUAAUGUUCUUCAAAAUGUGUCCUGAGCCUCUGUAAUUCAUUCUCCACACUAAAUUGUCAACUGUAACUGCUUGCCUUAUGAACUGUGCAUUUUGAUUUCAGUUUAACUAUAUAAGUAAAUGACAAUUAGUUUCCUCAUGAGUUCA